This is a messenger RNA of Aspergillus campestris IBT 28561, 321 nucleotides long. RefSeq names its product putative quinol monooxygenase. Bases 1 to 321 code for a protein of 106 amino acids. The record is from RefSeq and is a predicted model, not a curated record. NCBI's taxonomy places the organism in Eukaryota, Fungi, Ascomycota, Eurotiomycetes, Eurotiales, Aspergillaceae. The transcript has 3 exons.
AUGGCAGGAGAAAUCUACAACAUCGUGAAGCUCGUCCCUCGGCCGGAGAAGUUCAACGAGCUCGUGGAAGCAUUCAAAACCCUCUCCAAGCACGUCCAGGAACAGGAGCCCAAGACCCAAAUCUACUUUGCUCUGCAGCCGCCCAAGAGCCAGGAGCUUAUUAUUGUGGAGAAGUACACAGACAUCGACAACCUGAAAGCCCACGCCGGCUCGUCGGAGUUCAAGACGUUCUUCAAGGCUGUGGGACCGCUGUUGGCGCAGCCUGCUGAGAUUAAGACUUCGUCUUUUGUGGGGGGAUUUGAUGGUCGGGCUAAGCUUUAG